CUGAGAUUUAAAUAGAAUGAGUGAACAAAAUUUUGAUUUGGAUACGAUAUCGAAAAUUUUGAGGAAACCUAAUUCACAAAGGUCGUACAAGGAUAAUGAGAAGACAGCAUCAGUGAUAAAAAAUCUAAAAUUCAUAAAAGAGCAGAAUUUGCCUGAUAAAUAACCUUCUUGACCUGGCCCAGUGCCUCAAUCUCCUUGAGAUGGAAGACGGAGACCUCGUAUUUGAUUAUGGGACUGAGGGAGACUUGUUCUAUAUCAUCCUCUCUGGAGCUGUUUCUAUUUUAAUUCCUGACAAAAAGAGUGGGGAAGAGGCUAGAAACCUCAGUAUAUUCGAGCAGACCCAGCUAGGCCAAAAAGCCAUGCUAGAGCUUCUCAACUUCUUCGAAAUAGCAAAGCUAGUUUCAGGCUCUAGCUUUGGAGAGCUUGCACUACUUAACUCUGGAGACGGGAAGAGAAAAGCAAGGAUUGUCUGUAAAGAGGAUUGCAAAUUCGCUACUGUGAACAAAGAGAAUUACCAGAAAGUCCUUGCUAAAAUCCAGCAACAGCACAAAGAAAAUAUGAUCAAUUUUCUGAAGCAAAUUCCUUUCAUCUCGCAUUGGUCAAAGAACGCUUUGAGCAGAUUGUACUAUGCAGUUGAGAAGGUAGACACCUUCCGUAGCCAACGAAUCAUCAAGGAAGGAGACCCAAUAGAUUACAUUUAUAUUAUCAAAGAAGGAGAAUUCGAAGUCGUUAAGUACCUUGGAAAAGAAGAUGAAGAAGAAAAGAGCAAUAAUGAAGAGAAAACUCUGAUUCGGCCUUUACUCAAGCGAGAGGAUGCCAAAAUUUGUCGUGCAAAGAGGAUCACUACUGAGUGGCACAACCCGAGUCGAGUCAAAAGGAGAAUUAGACUUUCCCAAUUGGGAGAAUGCAAGCUGUUUGGCGAUGGUGAUGCAAGAUUUGGGAAGAAUGCUUCAGCUUCUGUAUUCACUAGCAGCCAGAAAGCUCAAAUUUUAAAAAUCGACAAGGAUGAGUUCAUGAAAUACAUUAAGAGUGAUGAUGAAGCAUGGAAUAAAUUCACCAUGGCUUGUAUUUCAAAAGAAAAUGAUUAUGGACUGCGUAUAAAAACAUAUCUCAAGCACAUGAAGCAAAAGAGGAUCAUUGUUAAAAACUUGAAGAAAGAGAAUAAGAAUAGGUCAGAUUUAAGCCCAGAUGAAAUUGAUGUCAGACGCUCAUUCGAUAUUACAGUUAAUAGGAUGAACAAGAGCUCUACUAGGAAAAAUUAUGAUACCCAGAGAUCAGAAUUUAUUAGAGAAGACUCCCAGAUCUCCCUGGAUAGAGGUAUCCAUAAUCAGAGUAUUCAGAGUAUAAUUAGUAAAACCCACACUGAGGUUAGCUUGAGCAUGAAGAAGCAGUUAGACUCUUACCUAACGAAUAGUCCAUCAAGGCAACGAAGAAGGAUUAUUAAGUUUAAUCCUGUGUAUCAGGCACAGUAUGUCUCGAAACCAACUAUCAAGAAGGACUUUAAGCUUCAUUUAACUGGCUCAAAGGAAAAAUAGCAAGCGUUUGAAAAAGAUGAUCCUCCCAAUCAUUAAUAUUAAGAAAGAUAGCUUGGCUCAGAGGAAUUUUCUAGUGCCAGCGAGGCUGAAUAAAAGCCUAGAUCAGACGUCUAAAAGAGGAUCAUAUCUGAGCAAUUUUCGUGAUUCUCGUUUGCUGUUCGGGUCUUAUAAAACACGAGAAUAAG
Molecule: messenger RNA, 1720 nt
Organism: Moneuplotes crassus
Lineage: Eukaryota; Ciliophora; Spirotrichea; Euplotida; Euplotidae
Source: the annotation of a GenBank genome assembly